AUGAUGGAGGCACCUCCGCCUGUUGGCUGGCGUCCGGCGGCCAGCGCUGCCGGGCCUGUCGACUACAUUCUCACCGGCAUAUCGACAACAUUGGGAACCAUCACACGGUUUAUACGCUCCGUUCGGACCGCACAUGCGGACCUUUCUUCGGUCACCCGAGAGCUUUCUGACAUGCGCCUCUUACUCGAGCUGUUGCGUGACGAACACAAUAUCCCUCUCUUGUUGCAAGCACAAGUCUUGUCGCUUCUGGAGGAUACCGGUAAUGCGCUUAGUCGGAUAGAGAACAUUCUGAUGCAGUGUCGUGGCGCAGAUGAAUGGGUCUCUUCAGGUAAGGCAAAGAUGGCGGAACUCAGAGGGGAUAUAGAGACGUAUCGGCGUGCGCUGGGACUGGUCCUUGAUGUUGUGAAUUACCAUCAGUCACCACUCAAUUUCGACCCCAGCGACUUGCAAGCCUCCAAAUCCCAGAUAACGACCGAAGUAGACCGGUUACGCAGCCAUACUGCGUUGACAGGGCUCAACAAUAGGAACACCUGGCUGGAACCAUACAUGAAUGCCGUAAUUAAUUGCUUGGAGAUCACUCGUGCUGAUUCCCCUGUGAUCAAAGACAAUGGCCCUCCCAAAGACCGUGAUUCAACGUCCACGCCCAAUGUUGAUAUCGUACAGAACGGCCCUCUUCGAAUCAGCGGGACCAUGGUACCCCCCAACCGGAUCCAUGGCGCUUCCCUUUUACAACGACGUAGAGAACCGUGCAUCAACUGCUCCAAGUACGAGGAGGGAACCCCAGCAAGCGUCUCCACGACUUCGGAAUACGCCUCUGGAUCACUCGAGACAUGCCCCAAUACCGGAGUCUCCUACAUCUACACAGUUCACACAGAGGGUGCAGUCACCCCCUUCUAG
Molecule: messenger RNA, 897 nt
Organism: Sordaria macrospora k-hell
Lineage: Eukaryota; Fungi; Ascomycota; Sordariomycetes; Sordariales; Sordariaceae
Source: RefSeq, a predicted model, not a curated record